Molecule: messenger RNA, 1395 nt
Organism: Exophiala dermatitidis NIH/UT8656
Lineage: Eukaryota; Fungi; Ascomycota; Eurotiomycetes; Chaetothyriales; Herpotrichiellaceae
Exons: 1
Coding region: 1-1395 (464 amino acids)
Source: RefSeq, a predicted model, not a curated record
AUGCCCCCUUGGGGAAGACCACCAGGGGGACGACCGGGGAGGAAGAACAACAGACCUUGGGGAGUCCAACGGUCGUGGGAGUAUGAGGAUCGUGUGGAGGAGCUUGACACUGAGGAUGACACAGUACCAGGUGUUGGGCUGGGUCAAGACUAUGGCCAGCAAAGAUUUGUUUCUGAUGAGCUUCGAUUUACUGGUAUUGAUUUGGGCGGCGGUGGAAUCCGCCAAAGGCGUUCAGGUGAUGUUUACGACGAUGAGCUCACUCCUUCAGAUGACGAAGACGAGUAUGGCACGCCCUCUGGUCUCAUUCGCCGACCAGACGUGCAAGUAAUGUAUCGGGAGAAGGAGGAAAUGCUCGUUGAGAGGGCUCUUGAACGGAUUGCGCGUGCACGGGCUCUGGGUAAGCCCAACGUCAAGUUGAGUCGAGCUGAGAUUGAUGCUUUGGAACGAUUAGAGCGGAAUCAGCACCCUCCACGUCCUUCUGCAGCACCAAAGGCUGCCCCUAGGGGCAAGAAGGAAGCACCAAUCAAACGCAAGCCUGUUGAGGUUCGCAAGAAACCUGUCAGGAAUGACAAGUCUGCUAGCAAUUCGCCAAAGGGAAAAGCAGUCGACAGCCGAGGUCGUGGCAAGAGCGCUGUUACCAAUGCUUCCAUCCGGGACGAUGCGGUGGCUUCCUAUGCGCUACCUACGACAGAUUCAGACUACGGACGACGAGCUCCUUAUGUAGGCUACCCUGUGUCUGGAUCACGUCAAGCCGAGUCCUCUAGGCAAGGCUCCAGACAAGGCUCCCGUCAGAGUUCGACUCCGUCGUUACGGCAGCAACAGGCGCCACAAAUGGUUCUUUACCAACAACCGUAUUAUGCGCACCGAUAUUCCUCCACCCCAGAUGCGCUCUACAGUGCCCGACCUGGCUCGAAUUCCUCUCGCGCAUCGCGACCUGAUCCUUCCGAGCCCGACUGGGAACCGCGGUCACGCUCAAGCUCAAGUCUGGUGAACGUACCGCUAGACCAGCUUCCAUACCAGUCCAGCACAGCUAGAGCGCCACGCUUCGAUCCGUCGGAUCCUAGAUUUGCCUCUCCUCAGCGGCGAGUCGCUUCUGGGCCCCCAGACAUCCGGCCAAACCAGGCUGCUCAAUAUCGUCGGCCCCAAGACGAACUCUUUCUGCCCGACGAGCCGCCCGAGGUGAUGCGGUACCUGGUAUCAUCUGGCUCGGAGGAAGAAGAGGACGACGACGACGACGACGACAGUGACUACGACGAAGGGGUUCAAAUCGAUGUGACCGAAACACCACGCGGUGAUUAUACCAUUCAGACACGCAGUGCCGCUGCAUCAGGGUCCGCCCGCAGAGGGGGUCCCGCUCCGAAAUCCACAGCAGGAAAGGGUAAAAAGAGAAGAUAG